This is a messenger RNA of Acanthosepion pharaonis, 495 nucleotides long. NCBI's taxonomy places the organism in Eukaryota, Metazoa, Mollusca, Cephalopoda, Sepiida, Sepiidae. The record is from the annotation of a GenBank genome assembly.
AUGCCGACGACGACCGCCGCUCAAGACGACACGUCGCGACCCGUAACGGUCGACGCGGGUGCCCACGCGCGUGACGGCCCGCAGGCGACGACGACGCGCCGACCGAUCGCGACCGAUUGGAGGCACAGUGCUGCGACAUUUCCUGGUCUGAGGAAGUUUAUUGCCGAAAAGAGUAUUACAAGAGUUCUGGCUUUCGUCCAUAUUGCUUCGCAUGGGUUGGCAGCUGCAGGCUGUUCAGGAUUUGGAAAGGGUGGAGAGUGUGAUUCUCUUAACCAAGUGGACGUAGAUAAAUGCGUCUCUUGUGUCAAAGAGAACCGAGAUAUGGUAAUCGGCGUUAAGGUUCGCCUGGCUGCUGAUAUUGCCGACAAUGGACGAAAUGAGGAAGAAGUCUACAGGAGAAAAUUCUUUCAGAAUGGUUAUCUAUCUAUCUAUCUAUCUAUCUAUCUAUCUAAUUUCUAUCUAUCUAUCUAUCUAUCUAUCUAUCUAUCUAUCUAA